AUGAGGAUGAUUAUCCAAAUGCUGACCCAACUGAUGUUGCUGAUGACGAUGACGACAACGACUACGACGGAUGGUACGGCCACCACCACGGCCACCACCACGGUGAGGAUGAUUACCCAAAUGCUGACCCAACUGACGUUGCUGAUAACGAUGACGACGAUGAAGACCACGACGGAUGAUGACGAUGACGAUUAUGAACACCGCCAUCAUCACCAUGAGGAAGAUGACUAUGGCAAUGAUCCAACUUCUACCCCAUGCGAAUCUGAAGAAACUACCCCAGAGGCCGAAGAAGGUCACGAAAACGAAGAAGGUCACGAAAACAAAGAGGAUCCUGAAAACAAAGAAGAUCACGAAGACGAAGGUGAUGUCGCCGACACUGAAAGUGAAAUAGUUCCCAGCGAAUCUGAAACUCCUACUAGCGAUGAAGACACCGAGGAGAGUGAAACUCCCGAAAACAAAGAAGAGACUGCUAACGAUGAAGGCACCGAGGAGACUGAAGCUCCCGAAGAAUCUGAAACUCCUACUAGUGAUGAAGGCCCCGAGGAGAGUGAAACUCCCGAAAACAAAGAAGAGUCUGCUAGCAAUGAAGGCACCGAGGAGACUGAAGCUCCCGAAGAAUCUGAAACUCCUACUAGCGAUGAAGGUCCCGAGGAGAGUGAAACUCCCGAAAACAAAGAAGAGAGUGCCAGUGAAGAAGGCUCCGAGGAGACUCAAGCUCCCGAAAACACCGAAGAACCUGCUCCCGAAAACACCGAAGAACCUACUCCCGAAAACACCGAAGAACCUACUAGUGAUGAAGGCGCCAAGGAGACUGAAGCUUCCGAAGGCGAAGGUGGUGACAACUAA
This is a messenger RNA of Acaulospora morrowiae, 846 nucleotides long. The record is from the annotation of a GenBank genome assembly. Lineage: Eukaryota; Fungi; Glomeromycota; Glomeromycetes; Diversisporales; Acaulosporaceae.